This is a messenger RNA of Epinephelus lanceolatus (giant grouper), 1227 nucleotides long. The record is from RefSeq and is a predicted model, not a curated record. Lineage: Eukaryota; Metazoa; Chordata; Actinopteri; Perciformes; Serranidae.
AUGGAGAAUGUCUUUUCGCACAAACAGUUCAUCCUCAAUGGCUUCAAUGAACUUGGAGUUCUGAGGCCCGUCCUCUUCAUCCCAUUCUUCAUAAUGUUGGUUGUGUCACUGUCGGCCAACUCCCUGCUGCUGUAUAUCAUCAUUUCACAGAGAAGCCUCCACUCGCCGAUGUACAUCCUCAUGGCCGGCAUGGCGUGUGUGGACCUGAGCGUCCCACUGGUCAUUGUCCCCAACAUGCUGCUGAGCUUCCUGUUUGACUGGAGGGGAAUCUCUCUGAUUGGCUGCCUGGUUCAGAUGCACUUCAUUCACUUUGUUGGAACUUUUCACUCAACUCUAUUGGUGUGGAUGGCACUGGACCGCUACUUUGCCAUCUGUACACCUCUCUACUAUCAUGAGCGCAUGGUGUUACCACGAUUCCUCAAGUUUAUCAUCACGCUUGUGGUCAGAAAUGUCCUCUUGAUCACACCAUUUGUGGGUCUGGCAGAAUCAUUAUCAUUCUGUACGUCAAAUGUGAUGAACCACUGUUUCUGUGAGCACAUGGCCUUAGUGGAGCUGGCCUGUGGAAGCACUGCAGUGAACAGCCUGGUGGGGCUCUUGGGUGUGUUUCUCAUCCCUGUUGUAGACUUCAUCUUUAUCUCUUCUUCCUAUGUGGUCAUAUUUACCUCUGUGCUGAGGUCAGGUAGGUCUGGGAUCAAAGCACUCCACACCUGUGUCACACACAUUGUGGUAAUGACUGUCAGCCUGAUCUUUGCACUUGUUGCUUUACUGUCUUAUUGGAUCCGAAACAGUCUUCGUCCGGCCAUUCAGGUUUUUUUCAGCACCAUGUACCUGUUGUUCCCAAGCUGUUUCAACCCAAUCAUCUACGGGUGGAAACACAAAGAGGUCAGAGAAAUAUUCUCCAAAUACUGUCUACAGGAGCCUACAGAGGCUUACAGAGGUCCACAUGAGCCUACAGAGGUCUACAGAGGCCUACAGAGGUCUACAGGAGCCUACAGAGGCCUACAGGGGUCUACAGAGGUCCACAUGAGCCUACAGGGGCCUACAGAGGCCUACAGAGGUCUACAUGGGCCUACAGAGGCCUACAGGGGCCUACAGAGGCCUACAGAGGCCUACAGGGGUCUACAGAGGCCUACAGAGGUCUACAUGGGCCUACAGAGGCCUACAGAGGUCUACAUGGGUCUACAGAGGCCUACGGGGGCCUACAGAGGUCUACAGAGGUCUGCAUGA